GCGAAAGUGGAGGCGACUGCAGGCAAGCAGGCAGAAGAGAAGAGGGCCAAGGAAGAGCAGCAGCAGCAGCAGCAGAGAGAGAGAGAGAGAGGAGUGUAGCGAUCAGCUGGCCGUCGUCUGCCCGUCGAAUCAUAUGCCGCAGUAAGAAGAAGAAGAAGACGACGACGACGACGACGAAGGAGGGAAGCAGCUGAGACGCCCUCCUCUUGCUCUCCUCAGGCCGAUCUGCUGUCACGACACGACACCAGACCUCCUGCUCGCACGAAAGCUGGGAGGCUCCCUCCUUGGGCUUCCCUUCCCUCUUCCCUUCCCUUCCCUUGCCCCUCUCCUUCCCUUCCCCUUCCCUUCCCUUCCCUUCCCUCGCCUCCCUCUUUCUUUCGGCGUUCCAAGGCUUUCGUCGUCGAGGCUUCUUUCUUCUUUCUUCUCUUCCUUUGGCUCCGCUUGGCUCGGGCAGGGCAGGGCAGGGCAGGGCUUGGCGUGGAGUGGAGUUGGGGUGGAGUGGAGUGGCUUGGCUUGGCUUGGCUUGGCUUUCUUUUUCUGUUCGAUCUAUGGGAGUCGGGGCUGGUCAAAGGGAAUAGAAGGAGCAGGAGCAGGAGCAGGAGCGAGCUGGGUCCAUUGUUUGCCACUCUCGUUCGGAGGCACGGAGACCUUCGGGUGAGUUCGACUUGACUCGUUUCAUCUCGCUUCGCUUGGACUGGCUCAGAUAUGCCGAGGUUCUUUAUCUGAUCAAAAUCGUCGUCGUCGUCAUCGUAAUCAUCAUCAUGCAUAUUAAUAGGUCUCAGCUUUUCAAUCCGCUCAGUGUGUAGCACCUGAUAGCAAUCGAUAGUAGUACAGGCGGCCGAGCCGAGCAGAGCAGAGCGGCAACAGCAUCACUCGAGAGAAUUUCGUCGGUGAGCGAUUGCCAUACAAAGCAGCAAUUAUGUUUCUCUCUUAUGGAAAACGAUGAGAAUCGUAGUUCAGGGCUCUGGUAAGUUUUAUAGUGGUGCCCACAGAGUUCAAGAAGGGUGUGCUCCGAUUGGACAGGCGCUCCUCAAUCAGCUGGACUGUGAGGCAGUAGAGUAGCUGUGCUUAUCAUCUCGUUGAGUUGGGACGAGACGUGCGAGCAGCAGGAGGAGGAGGAGAGCGAGGAGUAGCUGUAGAGGGGACGGUGACAGGAGGGUGCAUCUGUUGGCACAAAAAGAGAGCAACCAUGGGGAUGAUCGUGUCGCGUUUGUGGUAUACGAUGUUUCCUGCUAAAGAGUACAAGAUAGUGGUGGUGGGAUUGGACAACGCUGGAAAAACUACCACUCUGUAUAAGUUGCACUUGGGGGACGUGGUGAGUACCCAGCCCACGGUGGGCAGUAAUGUAGAGCAAGUAAAUUAUAAGAAUCUCCGAUUUGAAGUUUGGGAUCUAGGUGGGCAAGAGCGUUUGCGAGCAUCGUGGGCUACUUAUUAUCGGGGCACCCAUGCGCUGGUUAUGGUGGUGGAUAGUACAGAUCGACAAAGGCUGACAAUCGUUAGAAAUGAAUUAACUCAACUCUUGGGGCACGACGAUCUUCAAGGAGCCGUCAUUCUAGUGUUUGCAAACAAGCAGGAUUUGAAAGAUUCCAUGUCACCUGCGGAAAUAAGCGAAGGGCUGUCGUUGCACGAAAUUAAAAAGCACGACUGGCACAUUCAGUCUUGCUGUGCCUUGACGGGAGAAGGGUUGUGGGAAGGAUUGGGGUGGAUUGCUCAACAUAUGCCAGGGAACGGUCUCAAGGAGUGAGGAUGGCACCGUUGAAUCCGCGUAACAUUGUUGUGAUUUAGGGCUUGGGUAAAAAUUACUUUCGAGCUCGUGAGAGCAGUAUUUGCAAAAGUCCAUAAGAAACACCUGCAGGAAUAAGCAAAUGAUUGUCACUGCACGAAAUCGAGAGACGUGACUGCGCAAUCGACCGUGCCGUGCUCCGACCGGCACGAGAUUCGGAGAAAGAAAUUUGGGUUGGAUUGCACAACUUAUGCCAGAAAUUGGUAUCAAGGGGAGUAGGGUGACGUCAACAAUGUCUCAGGUGCAGCACCAUUGCGGUUUAGGGCUUGGUUGCUGUGCUACUCAGCGUACGAGAGCAGGUUUUGCUGCUGCCGCAAGACCCAGAGCAUUGUGUUUUACAAUAUUUGGUGGCCUGUAAUUUAUUACCGAUUGCUUCUUUCAUGGCAUUUGCUCCUAUCGAAAUAUGAUGGUCGCUUUAGUCGUUGGUAGAAACAUUGCCAGCUGAGUUAAUUUUAGUUAAUACGAGUGUUUGUCACAAUUCCCUUAUCUCAUGAAGGAAGCAGAAUGUCCAGAACGUCAUGAAUGAUCAAAUGUGCAAUUCUUUCCUAGUCAAUGAACCUAUCAGCUUAUUUUGUUCAGUUUCACGACUUUGCCCCACUUUGUUACACUCCUGUACUCUUGUUCCAUAGUACGUAGUGCCAACAUAAAUUGGUGUACUGACUUUUUCUUGAAUCAAUUACCUCUUUAGCAUAGGCUUCACACUUAUCAUGAACGGCUAAGCACUUUCUUUUCGGCUCUGAAGCUGAGGUUAAUAUCGGACGUCCAUAUGACUGCUUAGAACCAAGUACUUUACUGUCGGAAUUUCGUCAAUAUCUUUGAUUUUGAAUCUAUCAUCGUUCUUUGCUAUC
Marchantia polymorpha subsp. ruderalis is the source of this 2631-nucleotide messenger RNA. Lineage: Eukaryota; Viridiplantae; Streptophyta; Marchantiopsida; Marchantiales; Marchantiaceae. The record is from the annotation of a GenBank genome assembly.